Messenger RNA from Rotaria sp. Silwood2, 2703 nucleotides. NCBI's taxonomy places the organism in Eukaryota, Metazoa, Rotifera, Eurotatoria, Philodinida, Philodinidae. The record is from the annotation of a GenBank genome assembly.
AUGGACAAAGAAAAUUCUGAUAAUUUGUUCAACUUAUUGCUGGAUAAUGAUGUUAAUAAAUUAGAACCAUCAUUACAUACACGCAAACAACGACGAUGGCGUAAUAAGCAAAAAGAUAAACUCUAUUGUGCUCAAUUAUCUUUGUCUCGUUUAUUGACUGAACAAAUUAAAGAAUCAAAUCAAUAUUUAUCCAAAAUUAAUGAAGAUUUUGAAGAUGAUGUUGCUGUUAAUGAUCCAGUUUUUAAUGAUAAUAUACUUGUUCAUGAUAUACUUAUGGAUGAUACAAAUGCUAAUGGUACAAGUGCUGGUGGUACAUUAGAUGAUAAUAUACAUCUUGAUGGUAUACUUGAUGAUGAUACACAUCUUGAUGAUACAUUUGAUGAUGAUACACAUGCUGAUGGUGCAUUUGAUGAUGAUACACAUGCUGAUGGUACACUUGAUGAUGAUACACUUGUUAAUAAUACACUUGUUGAUAAUUAUAUACUUCAUGAUGAUGAUUAUAAUUACAGUUUUAAUUUGAAUUUGAAUUUGGUUCAAUCAACUGAACCAUUUGCUGAACAAGAAGCAGAUGAACCGUUAUACACUGGCGCACCUGUUACAUUUAAAUCUUAUCAUAAACAGAUCCUGGAAUUUGGAGCUUCAGUUAAAUUAAGUGAAUCGAAUAUGAAUAAAUUAUUGAAUUUGAUCGGAAACGCAUUACCAAUAGAAAAUAAAUUAUUAAAAUCAUAUAAAAAAAUACUAACUAUUUUUGAAACAACAUCAACAUUUAAUGAAGCACUUAAAUGCAGGUAUUGUUUAGCAACAAUUGAUCGAACCAAUUCUUGUUCUAUUAUUUGUGGGCAAAACAAUUGUCAACGACGAAUAGGUGAUGUCAUAGAACAUAUAACAGUUAAUCGUUCAUAUGGACAGUUAAUUGAAAUUAUCCGACGGAAUAAGAAUUUAAUAUUGAAUUAUCCACAACUUGCUAAUAACUUACUACCAGGUGAUAUUAUUACAGGAUCAAUUUACCAGCAGAAAAGAAAAAAUCUUAAAGCAUUAAAUGAUACAUAUCCCAUUACAUUAAUGAUUCAUAUCGAUGGCUUUCCAUUGAUUCAUUGGACAAAAAAGCACACAUGGUUAGUAACAGGAUCAAUAGCUGAAAUUCCACCACCACUUCGAGAAAACCAGCUGAAUAUGUUGUUAUUGUCUUUGUGGAAUGGCUCAAUAAAACCAGAUGCAGAUUCAUUAUUAAAAGAAAUUUGUGAUACAAUUAAACAAACUGUUAUUGUUGAUAAUAUUAAAUUUUUAGUAGAUGUAUUACUAUUUAAAGCUGAUUUACCUGCUCGUGCUUUAGCAACUAAACAUGUGAAUCACAACGCAUAUUAUUCCUGUCUUGAAUGUGAUCAGGAAGGAGUUUGGUGUGAAGAAAGUCGAGUCGUUAUGUAUCCAUAUAUUCCAAAUCAAAUGAAUCGUCGUUCAUCAUCACAUUUUGAUUUUUGUGCUGAACAAGUUAAUCAACAAUUAUGUAGUGGUAACUGUUAUGGUGUAAAAGGUGUUAGCCCACUGAGGAAGAUUAUGGACAUUCCAACUCAAAUUGAUCUUGAUGUAAUGCAUUUAUGUUUCAUUGGACACUGUGGUUUCUUAUUAGGUAAAUGGGAAAAAAUGAUUGUUAAACAAAGUUGGUUAUCAGUAAACAACAACGACGAAGGUGAAGAACGACAAUUAUCACAAGAAUAUUCAGGUCCAUCAUAUUGUGAUUUACAACCUGUACCUUUUCCACCAAUUUCACAAUCAACAAUUUACAUUAGUCAUCGUGAUCCAUUACCAUCUCGUGAACGUGAUCCUACAUUCGAAAAUCAUCAGACUUCUAACAAAUCAUUACCUCCAGUACUUCAUUCAGCUACAAGCAAUGAAAAUAAUUGUGCACCACUUGUUACUUUAGCAGGAUCGCCGGCUAAACGACGUCGAGCACUUGCUAGUUCAUUCAAUGCACCGUUAACAGCUCCACCUCUUCGAAGACGAUUCGAUCCAACUCUUCAAAGUACAGCAGCAUCAUUAAUGAGAAAUGUUGCUGGAGGCACAACUGCAUCUACUUCAAAAACUGCAACAGCUGCGACAAAGUCUAUUUCAGAAACAUCACAAAAUGUUUCAGGAUUCAACCAAACAAUCAAAUCGAUCGUGACAGUAUGUGAAGAAACAAAUCAAUUAAUAAAAGAAUUAUUGAAAAUGGGAACAGAACACACAAGUUUAAUACGUGAAUUGGUUAAUUCUCCACGUGAAUUACAAAAAAUAACUCAACAAUUAUCUCAUACUGUACACAUGCAAGCAAAAGUAUUACAAACACGACAACAGAAUGAUAUUGAAAAUGUCUCAAUCAUGCUAAAUGGAAUUGAUGUAACUCAUGUUCCACGUGGUGCUUCAUUAAAUACAACAGCUAGAGCUUUAGUUCGUGCUGCAUAUGGUGAAAUGGCAUCAUAUAACGAUUUAGCUCCAGGAGAAUUUGAUAUUUUAUUGGGUCAUAUUGCUUACGUUCACGGGCUUAAUGCUGCAACUGUUUUUGCUGAUAGUCAAUCAGUAAAGAAUUCUUUACAACAAAUGAAGCACGAUGUGAAAAAGCAUGGACAAACUGCAUCACCAAUAAUACAAUCAACAAAAAGAACUUCAACAACAAUUGAAAAUAUUUCAGGUUCACAUGAAAAUUCGAAUGAAGAUGAUGAACUAUGA